CCCGGAUGUCUAUCGCGCCGGAAGAGAAGACAGCCUCUUUCCCAGCCAUCUUUUGGCUUACUAGCAAGCGAGCUCUAGGCUCCAGGCCUCGUAGAAUCGGAGGAACAUCCACCUCUUAAGGGGCCAUCAUGCCCGGUCACUUGCAGGAAGGCUUCGGCUGCGUCGUAACCAAUCGGUUCGACCAGCUAUUUGACGAUGAAUCUGACCCCUUCGAGGUGUUGAAGGCGGCCGAGAACAAGAAGAAGGAGGGCGCAGGGGGACCGGGUCAAGGGACCGGCAAAACGGCAGCUCAGGCCGCCAAACAGCCCAAGAAGGAGUCCCAGAAAGACCGGAAGAACCCUCUGUCCGAAAAGGAGGAGAAGAGCCAGGCGCCUGUACCAAUCAAGAAGGAAGCUAUCAGGCGGGUUGGUCGGAGACCUGAUCAGCAGCAGCAGCCGCCGCAGCAGCCACCAACACAACAGCAGCAGCAACAACAACAACAACAACAGCAGCAGCAGCAACCACCUCAGUCAUCACAGGGUGAAGGAAAGCCAGUUGACAGGAGGCAGUCCGAUAGGCGGCCACCCCGUGAACGCCGUUUUGAAAAACCAACUGAAGAAAAGGGAGAAGCAGGGGAAUUUUCUGUUGACCGACCCAUCGUGGAUAGGCCCAUCCGUGGUCGCGGUGGCCCUGGUGGAAGGGGUGGCCGUGGCGGUCGUGGACGUGGUUUGGGCAGGGGCGAUGGCUUUGACUCUCGUGGAAAACGUGAAUUUGACAGGCAUAGUGGCAGUGACAGAGCUUCUUCACAUUUCAGUGGCCCAAAGCAUGAGGAUAAACGGGGAGGAAGUGGAUCACACAACUGGGGCACUGUUAAGGAUGAAUUAAGUGAACUGGACCAGUCUGCAGUCACUGAGGAAACUCCUGAAACUGAAGAACAUCCUGCUGUUGAUUCUGAAAACAAGGAAAAUGAGGCUGAAGAAGUGAAGGAAGAAGGUCCUAAGGAAAUGACUCUGGAUGAAUGGAAAGCAAUGCAAGACAAAGAACGUUCAAAAGUUGAAUUCAACAUCCGUAAACCAAAUGAAGGUGCUGAUGGCCAAUGGAAGAAAGGCUUUGUCCUGCAUAAAGCAAAGAGUGAUGAGGUUCAUGCUGAGUCAGAUGCCCUGGAUCAUCAUUUCCGUAAGCCUGCAAAUGACAUAACUUCCCAACUUGAAAUUAACUUUGGAGAUCUUGGACGCCCUGGUCGUGGAGGCAGGGGAGGAAGAGGCGGCCGUGCCCGCGGCGGUAGGCCUAGUCGUGGAGGAAGAACUGACAAGUCAAAUGCUUCUGCUCCUGAUGUAGAUGACCCCGAAGCUUUUCCAGCUUUGGCGUAAGCUUGGAUGACUUGUCCAACUUUGGUGCCCCUGAGGGACCCCUUCUACGAGGCUUGCAUGCUUAAGGAUCCUAAACUACUACAAAUUAAAAAAAAAAAAAAGGAAAAACCCCAAGACUGUCAAUCAUACCAUUCACACCUAUGGACUGAAUUUUAUCUGUUUUGAAAAAUGGACUUCUCUCGCUACUCAGAAGCAACAAUAUGGUAGUCAAGUUUUUGUAUUUAGAGAUGUUAUGGUAGCAGGGAUGUUUUCAUAAUUUUUCAGAGAAUAUGCAUUCUUCAUGGAUACUUUUUUGUAUUGCUGCUUGAAAAUAUGCGUUUCCAAACUUGAAAUAUAGGUGUGAAAAGUGUGUACCAGUUAAAGCUUUCACUUAUUUGUUCUUUGUUUUUUUUCCCCCAACUUUAAAUCUUUUUUUUAACAUGCUAGAAAUUACCCAUGUAUUGGCAACUUGAACUGGUCAUUUUCACAUCUGACCUUGCCCUUUGUCUAGCUAAAGUCCCAAUUUCUAUAUAUCUAUUUUCAACUUGCAAAGGUCAUUUUACUUUUUUUUUCUAGAUUGUGUAAGAAUACACAAAAUUUAGACAUUUUAAAGUACAUGAAUGUGCUUGUCAAUUUUGAUCCUGUGGGUAAAUGGUGUUAAUGGACUGCAACUGUAGAGAAUUGGUAAUGUAACGUAUCCCAGUGUGUAUGCUUAUUUAGCAUAGGAUUUAAUUAACAUCGCCCUGAGAGUUAUGGUAAUUUCCAUAAACUCUCUAAUGGAAUAUGAAUUUUCAUUUUGAAUUGGACAUACUGAGUAGCACAAACAUGUAUCCAGUGUAUGAUAGCAAAACCAAUAGGAAAGUCAAACCUGAAAAUGCCUUCAUGCAACAAACAUCAGAAGUCAAACAAGUUACUGUGUUGCUUGUUCCAUUUGCUGCAACCCGUGUGUGAGGAGAAUUGCUUUAUAAAAGAGCAGCAUUACUGAGGUGUUUGUCACACUGGUCCCUUGCAUUGUGAAGAGCUUUUUCCAUUUGCCUGGGAAGUAGAACAAACACUUUGCUCUAAAUAGUUCUUCAUAGUUUUCAGCUUCUGGGUUUGGAUUGCUGGUUGACAGAUGAAUGUUUGCUCUUCAGUGAGAGAAUACAGCUCCUACUCUCAUAGAAUUUUUAGCUUAUUUAAUUUUUUUUCUUCCUAAGGCCUAAACAUUACCACUUCAAAACAAAAGGACAUGAUAGGCUACAUUAAAAAGAAAAUAAAAAUAACAAAAAAAAAAGUUGUCUACAGUGUUUGUUAGGAUAAAAUACUCAUUUAAUUUAAUGUUCUUUUUACAGUUUUUAGCAGGCUAUAAAAUUUGAAGCUUCGUACCUAUGUAGGUUAAAUGAACACAAAUAUUAUUGCCCUAUUUUUAUAAAAGUUGUACAGGACAGGCAACAAAGUAUUUGAAUCUUUUGAGUACCAAAAUGGCAGCUCAUUGUUCAGUAGCCCGAGUGCUUAUACUGUGGUACUCUACAGGGUGUAGGCGGCUUUCUGGCGCUGGCUGGGUCAGUGGUAUUUUUAUUCAACAGCCUGGCCAUUUUGAGAUUAUUUUCUAGAGAGAUAAUUUACUAUGAGACUGCAAACCAGUGGAGUUUUUAAAGAUAACACUUCAAUGCAUUAACCUAUCAAUUUAAAUAAGCCUUCACAAAAUGGAAACAUGUUUAAGCAGCUGAGAUUAAGUUAUGUACAGAUCCCUUAAGUUAUCUAAGAGCCUCUUACACAUGCAGAGUAACAUGCUAGUGUGGCCCUGAAACAUCCUUGCUAUAGGCUUCUUUACUUUUGUACAACAGUCUUGUACUGUCCAUUCAAGCUAAUCUAUUCAUUUAUGAACCUUGGCUUGUUCCUUUGCCUGAGGAAUAUCAUCAUUUUCAGUUAAAGUGAACUUGUAUCAAAUCUGAGAAUUGGCACUUUGUCGAACCAGGUCUCCUGGCUAUAAAUAAAGGCACUGCAGCUUCAUUUAAGAACUGAAUGAACCUUUGAGCAUCUGUUGCUAGCUGGUAAAUGACAAUCUGGGAUUUCCAGUCACUAGCUGAAGAAUUAAUGUGCCUUUCCCCUUCAUUACCCAUCAUAGUUGUACAUUUAUCUGAAGCCCAUUUCUGUGUGAACUGAAACUGUGAACAAAUCUGUCUGGUGGAUGCUUAUUGAAUUAAAGGUUAAUUUUCAUGCUCUAGCCUAAUGAAGGGUAAUAUGGCAGCUUUGUUUUGUCUAGUGUUUUCUUUUUCAAAGAGUUGGUAUGUGUCCCUGUUGAAGACGAGACUUGGUUCCCUCCCCACAGUAACUCUGGUGACUACAAUCUAGAAUGUGUUCUAGAUAAAUGCAUUUUGUGGCAAUUUUUGCAUAGCAAUGAAAGUUUGCCUUUAUCAAUACCACCAAUUACUCCUGGAAGUGCUUAAAUUAAGUACAGGUAGGCUUUCAAAGCAGGGAUUGUAUAUGACUUUUGAUGUAUACAACUGUUAAUGCUAAAAUAAGACUACUGUGUAUUUUAGUUUCACAUUCUCAAUGUCAAUCUCAUUCCCAAUGAAAUUUAGAACACCCAUGACAUUAAUAAAUUCUGGUCAGAGGCCUAAAGCUGAAAUAAUAUUUGUACCAGUUUUAUGUUAAUCUUGUCUGACUGGUUUAGAAAUAAAAUUUGCCAACAGGACAA
This is a messenger RNA of Xenopus tropicalis (tropical clawed frog), 4008 nucleotides long. It is a transcript of the gene serbp1, whose product is annotated as SERPINE1 mRNA binding protein 1. The record is from RefSeq and is marked validated. Gene Ontology annotation, molecular function: RNA binding. Lineage: Eukaryota; Metazoa; Chordata; Amphibia; Anura; Pipidae.